AUGCAUCGACUCCAGAACAGACUUCUACAGCUGCUUCUGCUUGCUUGCCUCACUCCUCGGCUCGCGGCAGCAUGGGGAGGUUGGGGAAGCGGCGAGGACUGCGACAACCCCUGGAACGGCACUGGCAGAGGAUGGUGGGGGAACAGAUGGAACGACGACGAUGACAAUGACGACAGUACCACGACUACUUCUGAUCCAACUCAAGCCGGUGUCAUCUCCUCGUCGACGGCGACAACGCUCAACAACGUUCUCAUCGCCCACGCCGUCCUGGCCUGUUUGGCCUGGGUCUUCUUCUUCCCCCUCGGGGCAAUCCUGCUACGACUGCCGGCCACAUCACCCGUCAUGCUCCGCGUCCAUGUGGCCUGCCAAUUGCUAACCUAUGUCGUGUACGUGGUCGCAGCAGGCCUGGGCGUCUGGCUGGUCCAGCAAGUCUCAACAGGAGGAUUUUCCGCCUGGUCAGAUCCACAUACGGGAAUCGGUGUUGCCAUCUUGGUCGUGGCCUUCUUCCAGCCUAUCUUCGGAUACAUCCACCACAAGAUCUUCAAGAAGAGGCAAGCCAGAAUGCGAGAACCCAGGGACGAAAAGGUGCCUGAGCAAGAACGAAAGAAAGCAAGACAAGGAACCUGGCCGGGCUUCAUGCACAAGUGGACAGGGAGAGCGCUCAUUACCCUGGGAAUCGUCAAUGGAGGUCUGGGAAUUCAUCUUGCUGCCGGAUCACCCUUUCAGUCCGACGAGACGACUCGGAGCGCGUCCAUUGGAUAUGCCAUUGGUGCGGGCCUAAUGUUCCUCCUUUACGUUCUGUCCGUUAUCGUGUUUGAACGUCGCAAUCGCCGGGCCGCCGAGAGCGAUGACCAAACUGAAACUGAGGACUGGGCUCCGCCAUCGUACACGGAGAGUCAGACACCGUCUUAUACCGAGAGUCAGGAAUCGGGGCGGAAUCCCCAGGGAACCACUUUCCGUUAA
Messenger RNA from Rhinocladiella mackenziei CBS 650.93, 963 nucleotides. RefSeq lists its product as uncharacterized. The record is from RefSeq and is a predicted model, not a curated record. The coding region runs from base 1 to 963 and encodes 320 amino acids. NCBI's taxonomy places the organism in Eukaryota, Fungi, Ascomycota, Eurotiomycetes, Chaetothyriales, Herpotrichiellaceae. The transcript has a single exon.